Molecule: messenger RNA, 573 nt
Organism: Tupaia belangeri chinensis (Chinese tree shrew)
Lineage: Eukaryota; Metazoa; Chordata; Mammalia; Scandentia; Tupaiidae
Gene: NDUFB8
Product: NADH:ubiquinone oxidoreductase subunit B8
Biological process (GO): mitochondrial electron transport, NADH to ubiquinone
Cellular component (GO): respiratory chain complex I; mitochondrion
Source: RefSeq, a predicted model, not a curated record
GCGGGCUUUUGCGCAUGCGCGGGGCGUAGGCGGAGAAGGUGAAGAUGGCGGCGGCCAGGGCAGGGGUCCUGGGGAUCCGGUGGCUGCAAAGGGCAACCCGGAACGUGGUGCCGCUGGGUGCACGGACAGGUACGGUGACUACCCGAAACUCCCUGACCACUCACAGCAGGAGAGGGAUCCGUGGUAUGACUGGGACCACUCAGACCUGAGGAUGAACUGGGGUGAACCGAUACACUGGGACCUGGACAUGUACAUCCGAAACCGGGUGGACACAUCCCCUACACCUGUUUCGUGGAAUGUCAUGUGUAAGCACCUCUUCGGCUUUGUGGCCUUCAUGAUGUUCAUGUUCUGGCUGGGGGAGAAUUACCCCUCCUACCUGCCUGCGGGGCCAAAGCAGUAUCCUUACAAUGAUCUAUACCUGGAACGAGGCGGCGAUCCCACCAAAGAGCCUGAGCCAGUGGUUCACUAUGAGAUCUGAGGAGGCUUCCAGAGCUUUGUACCCAUUAACUAGGACUUCCAUGUUCCUAGUGAUUUAACUUAACGCAAUCCCUAAUAAAACGCAGUGCUGUGGUC